Messenger RNA from Trichoderma atroviride IMI 206040, 1215 nucleotides. RefSeq lists its product as uncharacterized. NCBI's taxonomy places the organism in Eukaryota, Fungi, Ascomycota, Sordariomycetes, Hypocreales, Hypocreaceae. Gene Ontology annotation, cellular component: cytoplasm; membrane. The record is from RefSeq and is a predicted model, not a curated record.
AUGGACGGCGAUCCUGCUGUUGAGCCUCAGCUUGACAGCUUCAGUCUGACAUUUCCUCUGCCAUAUCGCGUUGGCUUUAUAGUCACUCUAGCUGUAUGGGGAUGGGGCCUCAACCUCCACUGGCUGCAAGCCUUUCGAAUCGACGUUCCCUCCUUGAUCCGAUAUCCUGGACGAAACUCGCCGCAACAUAUAACACACCAUUUAUCGACAUACCGACUCGCAAUAGUUCUAUCGGCUCUCUUCUCGCUGUCCAUCACGAUAUUCUGGCUCUGCACUUGGCGCGUGCCGUCCAGGGUCAUUGCUUACGACUGGAUGCCAAUGACAUAUCUGGUGGCGAUAAUCGCACUCUUCUUCGUCCCUCUGCGUAACCUACCUACCGGCGGACGAAAGCGCUUCCUGGCGACGCUGCGGCGGGUGAGCAUUGGCGGUAUUGCAGAGGCCAAAGACGGCAAAUUUGGAGACAUUCUGCUGGCGGAUGUCUUGACGUCGUAUGCCAAAGUGUUUGGCGAUGUGUUUGUGAUGCUGUGCAUGUUUUUCAGCGCGGGAGGCUCCUCGACGGACCAUCCCAACAGGAGCUGUGGGGGUACACUCAUUAUUCCCAUGCUCAUGGCUGUGCCCAGCAUCAUCCGUUUCAGGCAGUGCGUCAUUGAGUACCUGAGAGUUCGACGGGCCCCGUACAAGGAAUCCACCGGCUGGGGUGGGCAGCACCUGGCCAACGCUCUCAAGUAUUCUACCGCAUGUCCCGUCCUCAUCACCAGUGCCAUGCAAAGGGGGGUUGGGCCGGAUAUUGACACGGCUUCCUUGCACCGAGCCUGGCUGGUGGCAGUCUUGGUCAACUCGCUCUACUCCUUCUACUGGGAUGUUGCCAAAGAUUGGGAUCUGACACUCUUUUCAUCCAGAGAGCGGGUAUCAAAUCACCAUCCAUGGGGGCUACGCGAUCGGCUUGUCUUCCGCUCAGCUGGCCUAUACUAUACUGUCAUCGGCCUUGAUCUGAUGCUACGCUGCUCGUGGUCGAUGAAGUUGAGUCCACAUCUCGACAAAUUCAGCGAUUAUGAGAGUGGCAUCUUCUUGAUUGAGCUGCUGGAGGUGUUUCGGCGAUGGAUGUGGAUAUUCUUCCGUGUCGAGACGGAGUGGAUUAGGAAUUCCUCCACCGGGCUCGGCGUUGACGAUAUUUUGCUGGGUGACUACCAGGGAAAGGACGACGAUGACGACUAG